Rangifer tarandus platyrhynchus (Svalbard reindeer) is the source of this 537-nucleotide messenger RNA. The record is from the annotation of a GenBank genome assembly. Lineage: Eukaryota; Metazoa; Chordata; Mammalia; Artiodactyla; Cervidae.
AUGGGGUCCAUGGGGACCCUCAACCUCGACAAUUAUGGCGGUCCUUUCCUCAUCAUCAAGGAUCAGGAAUGCAAGUCUCAUCUUAUGGUACUUGAGGCCCUCAAAUCUCAUAUGAUGGCAGCAAAGGCUGUAGCAAAUACAAUGAAAACAUCACUUGGACCAAAUGGGCUUGAUAAGAUGAUGGUGAAUAAGCAUGGAGACAUGACUGUAACCAACGAUAGUGCCACCCUCUUAAGCAUGAUGGAUGUUGACCAUCAGAUCACCAAGCUGAUGGCUGAACUAUCCGAAUCACAGGAUGAUGAGACUGGAGAUGGAACCACAGGAGUGGUUGUCCUGUUGGAAAUGGCUGAGCAGCUGCUGGACCUCCACAUUCACCCAAUCAGGAUCACUGACGGCCCGGAGCAGGCCACCUGCAUCAUUACUGAGCACCUGGGCAAGAUCAGCAACAGUGUCCUUGUCGACACGAAGAACACUGAGCCCCUGAUCCAGACAGCGAAGACCACGCUGGGCUCCAAAGUAAUUAACAGCUAUCACUGA